AUGUGCCUGGAAAUGGCUGGAGGCAUCCGAGGGCCUGAACGGAGGAUCGUCCUGGUGGGCAGCGUCAAUGGAAAAAGUGCCACUGGAAACACAAUUCUGGGAAGCGAAGUUUUUCACUCUGGGUGGUCACCAAAGGUAGUACUAAGAGUAUGCCAGAAGGAGGAGACGCAGCUGAAUGGCAGGAAGGUUGUGGUUGUAGAUAUACCUGACUUUUCCGAUCGUCCAGACAAGGAUAUUGCUGCGAGAGAAGUGAGAAAGAGCACGAAGCUUUGCUCCCCAGGUCCCCAUGUCAUUCUGCAGGUGAUGCAUCCUUUUCUUUUCUCCCCAGAGGAGAGGUACGUGGCUCAGCAUAUCAAAGAGCUUUUUGGCCUUGAAGCCAAGGAUUACAUGAUCCUCUGGUUCACCUGCAAAGAUCUGAAAGGUCAAUCUCUAGAAAAUAAAUACUUGAAGGAAUAUAUUGCUGAAUGCGGGAACCGGUUCCCGGCUUUCAACAACUGGGCUGAAGGGGCGGAACGAGAGGCUCAGGUGGCCGAACUGAUGGCCAUGAUCGAUGAUCUUGUGCGAACCAACAGAUGUGCUCCUUGUUACACGGAAGACAUGAUGAACGUCAGCAAAAGACGCAACUUCUGAUUGUUUCCCUUUCCCUCAGAGACCAGAAAGUCUCUCUAACUGGGCAUCUGCUCCCAAGUUGGCAACUCUGCCAAAGGCCACUCUUAGGCUUCCAAAGGCUUUUUUGCUGUUGAAACUAUUAUCGCUUCUCCGCUUCCAAUGAAUUAAGGGGGAGGGGAGGCGAGGGGAGGGGGAGAGAGAACUUAGGUUUCAGACCUCAAGAUGCGAGCCAUGAGUGUCUUAUGGAUACUUUCAAAGACAUUAUGUAAGGAAUGCUCUACUCUUAGUAUGGGAAAAGGUUAAAGCCAAAAAUUAUGAGAAAAUGCUAGUCUGGCUUUCAACAGUGGAAGCUCUGAUACAUGUAAAUGUGAUAAACUUGGGAAAGCUUGUAAUGUAUAAAGAUAUUUUAAAUGAGAAAAGGGAACUUAAACCUUAACAGGAAUUGCCAAACCAAGGGGUAGAACUCGCAUGGUGGCCACACUUGCAAAUACAAUUAAAGUUGGGAAAAAGAUGUAAGGAAAUAUUGUUUCUAUAAAGAGCCAACGAUAGUUGAUCAGAUGCUAUUAGGUGUGGAUGAAAAGUUAAUAAAGAAAAUAUAUAGCGAUUUAUAAAGCCUUAAAAUGGAAGAUAACAAUGAUAACUUCGGCAAAAAAAUGUGGGUAUACUAUGGAAUUAGAUGUGGCAAAAACUUUGGGAUAAAAACUAUAAAUUGACAAUGGCAACUACAUACAAGGAAAACCUGUUGAAAAUGUUCUACGGGUGCCAUUUGCCACCAACAAGGUUGGCAAAAAUGUUUAAAAACAUGUCCGCCAAAUGUUGAAAAUGCAGCCAGAUACCCAGUUCGUAUUUCCAUAUGUGGUCGACCUGCUCAAAGGAAAAAAAAAAAAAAAAUGGAUGAAAAUACUUUCACGGCUAGAGAAAAUUAUAAAGCAACAUAUAGGCCUAAAGCCAGAAAUAUUCUUAUUAGGUAUUUUGCCAGAAAAAAUACAAUAAAGGGCAUAUUUAUUUAAUGCUGCAUGUUUUGACGGCAGUGAGAAUUGUGUUUGAGGAAACUCCUUCUGAUGAUAAUAAAUAUUAGAUUGUGCAGAAAUGGAUAGAUUAACAUUAAAGAUAAAGGAUAAAGAAGAUACAGAAUAUUUGUAACUUGGGAUUUGGUUUAUUAAUCAUUAGAUAAUAAAAGUAGAAAUUAGAAGUUGGAAGAAUACUAUUAUAUACAAGCAAACAUUAUUAUUAUGUAUAUGUAAACUGACCCACACAAUACACUGUUUACCUAUACAUGUUAAAGAAAAAUGUAUAUAUAAAUAAGAAAAAGGAAGGAAGGAAGGAAGAUGCCAGCCAUGAGAACCAAGGACAGCUCAACACGUGUUUACCAGACUCUCUCAGAACAAUAUCAGGAGCCUCCAUUGGACAGUGUGAUCUGGUCCUAUAAAGAAAGGGAGAACCUGAACUUCAACUAUGUGGCUCUGUUUGGGAAUCAGCUGGAUCUGGUUUUGCCCUCAUCUUGCUGAAAUGAUGUACUCAAUAAAGUUUUGCAUUAAGAGAUUGGAUCGUCUCGACCGUGUUUGCUUUGGUUGGAUUUGUCAGUCGGAACGUUGAGACCUUCUGUUCUGUGUUCCAAUCCAGCCCUCACCAUGUGACCUCUGAAG
Molecule: messenger RNA, 2255 nt
Organism: Ahaetulla prasina
Lineage: Eukaryota; Metazoa; Chordata; Lepidosauria; Squamata; Colubridae
Product: GTPase IMAP family member 4-like
Exons: 2
Coding region: 1-630 (209 amino acids)
Molecular function (GO): GTP binding
Source: RefSeq, a predicted model, not a curated record